This is a messenger RNA of Scophthalmus maximus (turbot), 1104 nucleotides long. RefSeq names its product proteasome maturation protein. The transcript has 6 exons. The record is from RefSeq and is a predicted model, not a curated record. Gene Ontology annotation, biological process: proteasome assembly. Lineage: Eukaryota; Metazoa; Chordata; Actinopteri; Pleuronectiformes; Scophthalmidae. The coding region runs from base 62 to 553 and encodes 163 amino acids. Gene Ontology annotation, cellular component: nucleus; cytoplasm.
CUUCAUCUCCCAGUAAAACGGUUCUAACCAUGGACAUAUACAAGCCUCCGGCUGUUACCGGAUGUGUCGCACUCAAAACGCGACUCUACCGGACAUUGAAGCGGAACGAACAGAAAGUGGAAUCACAAUGAACACCCGAGGUCUCCGCUCUCAGCUGAAGGACAGUGUACCUGUGGCAGGCCUCUGCCCUCAGGGACAGUAUGGAAUCCAGGACUCUCUGCGGAGCGGAUUUACCAGUGUGAAGAAUGAGCUCAUUCCCAGCCACCCACUGGAGGUGUCAGAGAAGAACUUCCAACUGAACCAGGACAAGAUGAAUUUCUCGACUCUGAGAAACAUCCAGGGACUUCAUGCUCCUCUCAAACUGCAGAUGGAGUACAGGGCAGCCAGACAGAUCCAGCGCCUGCCGUUCUUACAGAGUUCAAACCUGGCUCUGGACACACUGCGAGGCAGCGACGAGUCAAUCGGCUUUGAUGACAUCCUCAAUGAUCCAUCCCAGAGUGAAAUGAUGGGAGAUCCUCACAUGAUGGUGGAAUACAAACUGGGAAUGUUGUGAAAGAAAAUGGAAAAGACACACACAAAAACACCUGUAGUUCAAUAUUUGUUGUAUUUGCUUAUGAAAAGAACAACUCUGUUGCUGGGGAACUGAUGUCCUCUUCUGGAAAGGACACGGGCUAGAUGAGGGUAUGGUAUGGGGUGGGGGUGGGGGGGGCGGGGGCCCAUGGAUCUGCAUUCAAUGCUCCUUUUGGAUGAUUCCAAUCUGGCUCGUAUUUCUAAUAAACUUCAUAACUUUCCUCUAGCUGUGGGUUGAUUUGAUAAAUAAUGUAAGUGUUGUGGUUGAACUCGCUUUGUCUCAGAUCAAAGGCUUUGUUUGAUCCUCUGUUAAUGUGUUAUGGAAAUGAAUUAUAAUUGUGUGGCACUACUUAAAACAACAGCCGUGCAUCUGUGGCAUCAGAUGGUUAGAUAACUUUAUGAAGUUGUUACAUACAGUGAGAGACAAUGUCAAAAAUACACAAAUGAAGAAAGUUACCCAGUUAAAUGCAAAAGGUAAAGAUGUUUUCUUAUUUGAAACAUACUACUGACUACAUUAAAUGUAUUUAAGAGUAA